UCACCAAAAAAACGUGCGCGUGCUGCAUUUCAUUGUAAUAUAUUUUAAUUGUUUUCUAAAUUUCUGUUUACUGUCAGACACCAUUUAAACAGCAGCAAGAUGUGGCCGCGUUUUGGCAUCAAAAUUGGUAAUAGCACGCUCUGCAUUGCUUAUGUAAGAGCCGAUGGCAAGGCCGAAGUGAUUGCGAACAAGCAAGGAGAUCGCGUCUCGCAGGCGUGUUUGCUCUGGAACGGCGAUACGGAGAUCGAGUGCGGUCUGACGGCCAAACAAAAGAUGGCCACACGUCCCAAACAGGCGGUGGCACACAGUUUCCAGCUGCUGCAGCCCAAGGAAUCGCUUAGCGAGGACAAACUGUCCAAUGCGCUGAAGGAAGUGCCAUGUGAAUACGACAAGGAGACGUUUGUGUUCCGCAUGGAGCACACAAUACCCGCCGAUAAGGAGGAUCAGGAUGAUAAGAUUGUAACAAAAGAGUUGAGUGCUGUGGAGGUCACCGAGCAGCUGCUGCGCGCUGAACUGGAGCUGGCUCGCCAAUACCAUACGGAUACGGAUCAUGCGCCCAUUGCCGUGCUCUCGAUUCCCAGCUACUAUCCGCCGCAAGCUGUCAAGCUGCUCUCGGAUGCAGCCAAGUCAGCUGGCUUUAAUGUGGCCCAAGUCAUUGCCGAGCCCACAGCUGCUGUGCUGUGCUAUAAGAUUGGCGAGGAGCAGUUGGAGAAACCGUUGGAGAAGCUAGAGCGUCAGCAUGUGCUGACCAUCAAAUGCGGUGGAUUGUACAGCGACUUUGCCUUGUAUGCCGUCCAGAACGGUUACUUGAUGGAGCUGGCCACGUUUGGACCCUUCUCCAUUGGCGGCCGUCAGUUCACCGAGGCGCUGGUGCAGUUCAUCUGUGAGGAGUUCAAGCGCAAGUACAAACUGGAUCCGCAUGAGUCACGUCGCUCUCUGGCCAAAAUCCGCACUGCUGCCGCCAAUUGCAAGCAUAUCCUAACGACGCUACCCUCCACGCAGCUCUACAUUGAUUCUCUCAUGGAUGGCGUUGAUUACAAUGCUCAAAUGUCUCGUGCCCGCUUCGAGAGUCUUAUACAGCCGGUGAUCAACAACUUAAUACAACAGCUGGGGGAAUGCGUGGAGCGUGCACAGCAGGAUCAUCCGGAACUGAAGCGCAUCGAUGACAUUGUGCUGCUGGGUGCCACCAUGCAAAUACCCAAACUGCAGGCGGCGGUGGCUGCCCGCUUCCCGGAUGCCAAGCUCCACACCAGCCACUCGGCCGAUGAGGUGGUUGCCAUUGGCUGUGCCCGUCAAGCGGUUUAUCUGCUCGAUCCACAGCAGGCGCAGCUGCAAAAGGCCGACGAUUGUGUUCUGGUCGAGGAUGAUUUGUACAUUUGGCAUGGCAAUGAUGAAUCGAAUGCCAAGCUGGUCCUCAGCAAGGGCAGCAUAUUGCCGGCCAAGAUUAAGGUGUCGCUGCCACAGUCGGGCGAAGGUGAUGCCAUCGAUGCAUUGGCCUCAUUUAAGCUACGCACUGGACAGAGUGAGAUUCUGGCGCAUCUGCCGGAUACGACGCCCACCACGGACGAUGGCCUCUUUCAGCUGGAGGUGGAAGUGGAUUGGGAUGACAAGGAUGGCAAUAUUGUGCCAUUGGUGCGACUACGCUGUAUGUGAACUCAAUCAUUUAGUCUAUUUAUUGUUGGUAGCCUAAUACUUAUCCUAAACGAGUAUAUAAUAAAUUCAAAUGCUUCAAUCAAUUAAA
Molecule: messenger RNA, 1741 nt
Organism: Drosophila innubila
Lineage: Eukaryota; Metazoa; Arthropoda; Insecta; Diptera; Drosophilidae
Product: heat shock 70 kDa protein 14
Exons: 1
Coding region: 100-1653 (517 amino acids)
Biological process (GO): protein folding
Cellular component (GO): nucleus; cytosol
Molecular function (GO): ATP binding; ATP-dependent protein folding chaperone
Source: RefSeq, a predicted model, not a curated record